Molecule: messenger RNA, 2757 nt
Organism: Exophiala dermatitidis NIH/UT8656
Lineage: Eukaryota; Fungi; Ascomycota; Eurotiomycetes; Chaetothyriales; Herpotrichiellaceae
Exons: 2
Coding region: 595-1584 (329 amino acids)
Biological process (GO): DNA-templated transcription; positive regulation of transcription by RNA polymerase II
Molecular function (GO): zinc ion binding; DNA-binding transcription factor activity, RNA polymerase II-specific; sequence-specific DNA binding
Source: RefSeq, a predicted model, not a curated record
AGCGCAGGUAGAGGUAGGUAUCGAAGUUAUGCGCACUUUGGCACUGAUGGGCCGCUCUUGCACAAUAAGGGCCCAUUCUUUUUCAGAUAUUGCGUGCUUUCAGCUAAUCCGCUUCCAGCAUUCUGAAGUCUGCCGACGACGAUACAUCAAUAGCCUCUCAGUGCGGUCGCCUGCAUCAAUAAGGUUUGCUAUCGCAUGUCUGAGUAACUUGCAGUAAUGUCAAACGAUAGGAUCUUGUUACAACCCACAGACGUUGGCUUAUUGGCCGCAUCGGAUCCAGAUUAGAGUGAAUUCUUGGGCAGCUCCAGCGGCGUCUACUUUAUUAACACGGUAUUUCAAACCUUUGGUUAGAUCCCUUCUGAAGACGACGACGACGCACAAGAGCCGGAUAUUGUGAAGGACUACUUUUUCGUCUCUGAGAGCUCUAAUCAGCAUGACCAGCAUAUAACAUCUCCUCUCCCAGGGACCGCGGCUCCAGCUUCCAGGACGAUUUACGGCAUUCCAGACCAAGGACUGGGCUCUACACCGGAUGAACAGCUGGCACGAGAAUUGAUCCAGACCUACUUUCGUACCUGGCACCCUCUUCUUCCCUUCAUGCACGGUCCGUCACUUCUCAAUAGUUUGGAAGCACUCUACAGCAACUCCUCCAGACAAGGGUCCUCAUUCAGGAAAGCUUUCUCUCAGAUAGCCACAUAUCAGUGCCUAUUUAACAUCAGCUCCAUAUGCAAUAGUACCGAUUCUGGGGUGCUGCCUGCCGAAUGUCAAAUCCGCUCAAGCAUGACCCUAUUGACUUGGGCGGGCUUCAUCGCUACGGCUCAUAAUAUGGCUUCCUUACAAUCCUUAAUAGCUAUACAGCUAUACCUUGUGUCGAGGAUAGAGCUACGAGACGCAGCCACCGUUGGCGGACUUCUUCUCCGUGCUUUGAUAGCCGCCGGGUUUCAUCGCUGUCCAUGGCGCUCUCUGCACAUGUCUUUACACGACCGUGACAUGCGGAAGAGAAUCUUCUGGAGCGCUUAUGCAAUUGAUCGAUUCCUCUGUCAGGCACUUGGGAUGCCCUUUGUCUUGGGGGAGUCAGACAUUGACAUCUGCCCUCCUAGUUCAAACGAAUUACACCGACCCGUGCAGUCGCGGGGUCAGCAGGCAGUUUCGGUGGAACGGGUGCUGGCUCAUCUCCCUUUGAACCAUCAAAGCUUUGGGCGGGGCCAAAAUAUCGCUCAGUCUGGUCAACCCUCUCCUGAGCUUGACCAAACCCCCUCAGCCGUCGUUUCAGAAACGGGAGGCCAAGAUGUACUGUUCAUCAAAUUCGUCGCGUGGUCCAAGAUCGUGAGUCAAAUUCUCUCGCUGUUCCACAAAGCGAUUCGACACCGAGUCAUAAGUCGAAACAACGUUCUUGAACUGACUUCCCGAGUUCAUGAAUGGUGGAAUUCUCUACCUGAUAACCUUGAAGAUGAUCAGAACGGUAUUCGAUACAAGCCCCGCUUGGGUCCCUUUUUCAAGUUUCUCUAUCACCAGGCGAUCAUCUUGAUCAACCGGCCUUUCCUCUCGCUACCUCAUACGAAUCCAGACUGCCGUUCAAGCCUUUAAACCAGCAUUAAUGCGAGUCGAGCCAUGCUCAGUGCUGCUCAAGAACAUAUGAGAGAAAACCUUUUCCUCCCUUGGGCAGGCUAGCCUGCCGGUAUCUGGACCGCCGGCUUGGUAUUGGCUCUAGCUUGUAAGUUGAGGGUGUUCCCUGUCUGGAAGGCUUUUCCUUACUUGGAACAGUGUAUGUCCCUGCUGCAGGGUAUGAAAAAGAGAUGGCCAAAUGCACAUCGGUGCUACAUGUCGAUAGAUGCCUUGGUAAACGCAUUGACGUCUGAUAAUUCCACGUCUCCAAUCAGCCAUCACUUUUCGCCAACCGAAGGGCGACUCGGCUUUCGAACGCCUACCGUAGCUGAAGAUAGCGGCAUCCUUGAGACGGAUAUUCAACAUCCAAAACGACAGAAACUGGAUAAUCCGCGAGGUCAGGAGCAUCCAUCGUUACAUGGAACCCAUUCUGAAGAAAAUGCCCUCAAGGAAAUACCUCAGAGAUACCUACAUCUUCACAGUCCUGUGAACAACAAUAUACAGACAGAUGUCACCACCAGGCCUCUUCGAUCUCCCGACUACACUGAGGCCGAUUUUGAUAUUGACGUCGCACAAUUCGCCAACCUUGACCGGUCUCAAACCUUGUUAUUACCAAUUAUGGAAGGCGAUCUUUCAGACUCAACCGGCGUUUUCGGUAGUUUGAGCUGGGACUUCUCUGCGCCGAUGAUGGAUCCGUUAUACCAAAGAGAUCGGCACUAGCAUAUGACCCGGGCAUUUGAAAGAAGCCAGAUAUGUCCAAUCAUUUACCUGGCCGUUUACCAAAUGAGACCUUGCUCAAAAUCUUGGGAAAGACCGAACUUUCCGGCCUGUCUGACGACUGCCGAGCUUCCUGCUCCAUCCGAUAAACGCGCGAGUUGGCCGUCGCAAGCAUGUUCUUCAAUACAUGGUGUAUAGCCCGCUCUGUCACUUUGUCUGUCCUCGUUCCAGCCGAUUCUCCCUGAAUUAUUAGCCAUGCUGCUGCCUUCGGGCUCCGGGGAUGGUGGCAGGAGCCCAGUUGAGCUCGCUGGAGUCGAUGUGUUUGCCAUUGCGUCCGAAUCCUGUGCACUCCAGGCCCUACUACCCUGCUCUAUAGUACCUAUCAAUCGGUACCAAGACUUUUUAUAUAAUAGGUACUAAGGAAAUUUCGAGCGCCCG